Molecule: messenger RNA, 1143 nt
Organism: Ipomoea triloba (trilobed morning glory)
Lineage: Eukaryota; Viridiplantae; Streptophyta; Magnoliopsida; Solanales; Convolvulaceae
Product: two-component response regulator ORR4-like
Exons: 2
Coding region: 239-730 (163 amino acids)
Biological process (GO): phosphorelay signal transduction system; cytokinin-activated signaling pathway
Source: RefSeq, a predicted model, not a curated record
UUCAAGAUUCUCAUAGAUAUGUCUGCUCUGUUCGGAUCUUAUUUCCCUCGAUUUAUCCACACUUUUUCAAAGAUUAUAUCUUCACCAAAUCUUCUCCAAAAUCAUUUUAUAUCUUCUCUCCCAAAUCCAUCAACAACUCGUAUAUAUUCUUCUGUCUCCUCUUCUCUGUUGUUCACAAACACUCUCUCUCUCUCUCAUCUCUCCUCUCUCCUCUCCUCUGUUUCUGUGUUGCACAAAAAUGGCGACUUCUUCCUGCUCAGAUCUUGGCAAGUUUCAUGUCUUGGCUGUUGAUGAUAGUAUUAUUGAUCGAAAGCUCAUCGAGAGGCUCCUCAGAACUUGUUCUUAUCAAGUGACGGUGGUGGAUUCUGGGGUGAAGGCGAUGGAGUUUCUGGGAGGGCGGAUUGAGGAAGUGAAUUUGAUCAUAACGGAUUACAGUAUGCCGGGGAUGACGGGGUACGAGCUUCUGAGGAAGGUGAAGGGGUGUUCUUCGUUGAAAGAUAUUCCGGUAGUGAUCAUGUCGUCGGAGGAUGUUCCGGCGAGGAUCGACCGGUGUUUGGAGGAAGGGGCGGAGGAGUUUUUCCUGAAGCCGGUGCGGCAGGCGGACGUGAACCGCCUGAGUUCCCAUUUGCUGAGACCUAAAUCUCCAGAACCUUCGCCCUGCCGGAAAAGGAAGGCGGCGCCGGCGGAGGCGCAACCAACCAGGCCGAUAAGAAGAAGAAGAUUGAUUUGAUUUUUAAACUCCGGCCGAUAACGGAUCGAAUUGGAUCAAUUGGUAGAAGAUCUGAGAGAAAUUGAAGGAGGAUUCGAGAUUGAAUCAUAUAUGAGAUGUAAUUAAACACGAUCUUCCUUCCUGCUGGAGUUCUGGAUCAUCAAAUUCAGGAUUCAGGGCCUGCAAUUGAACAUAAAUAUUGCAGAUUUGGUAUUUGCCGGCGAAGUUCGAGUUUCCGAUGACUGUAAACCCGCCGGAACUGCCAAAAGAUAAAUUUUUGCUGAUUUGUUGGUUAAAAACCACAAUUUUAUACAGAUAUACAUACUUUUUGAAACUUACAAAUGGCUUGUACUGCUUAGUUUAGUUGGUAAAUGAAUACAUUUUGACACUUUGCAUAGAAAUUCAACUGGUUUUAGCAGAAAUUCACAAAUUAA